GCGCGCUGUGCGCGAGGCUGCGCGGGCGGCUAUCCACUCCAGUGUGUCUCCAGUGCGUCUUCAGCGUCUGUCCAGUGCGUCUCCAGUGUGUCUCCGGAGCGCAGCGGCUUUAAGUGACUGCGGCGGAGGAGACGUUCCGACCAGAACCACCAUCGCAUCGGCUUCCAUCUCCUCCAGACGCUCAGGUAGUUGUGAUGGCCCUGGCCCAGCUAUCCCUGCUCCUUCUGAGCCUGCCAGCUCUCCCCACGCUGGCGUGUCCAAGCGGCUGCCGUUGCUACAGCCUGACUGUGGAAUGUGGCUCCAUAGGGCUGCGAGACAUUCCAACUGGCGUACCGUCCACCACACAGACCAUGUUCCUCCAGGACAACGCUAUCGGCCAAGUGCGUGUCCAGGACCUGUCCCGCCUGGGCUGUCUGCUGUAUUUGUACCUUCAGAACAACAGUAUCUCGGCCCUGGAACCAGGGGCCUUCCGGGGGCAGGGCCAGCUGUUAGAGCUGGCACUCAAUGGCAACCGCAUCCACCUGGUAAAUGCCGACGUCUUCCAAGGAUUAGCUCACCUGCGCGUGCUGUACCUAGCUGGAAACCAGAUCACACGCCUCCAGGACUUCACGUUCCGCGGCCUACAGCGGCUCCAGGAGCUACACCUGCAGGAGAACAGUGUGGAGGUGCUGGGGGAGCAGGCUCUAUCUGGCCUUGGCUCCCUGGCCCUGCUGGACCUAAGUCGGAACAACUUACGCACCCUCAGCCAGGCCUCAUUGCGCCCCCUGGUCAGCCUGCAGGUGCUGCGUGUCACAGACAACCCAUGGCGCUGUGAUUGCGCUCUGCACUGGUUGCGUAGCUGGAUCAACGAGGAUGGCCAGCGGCUGCUGAGCUCUGCCGAGCGCCGAUUGGUGUGCGCAGAGCCGCCACGCCUCUCACACCGCAGCCUGGUGGAGGUUCCGGGGAACAGCUUGGUGUGCAUCCCUCCUGCUGUGCAGCUGGAGCCCAGCCACCUAACGGUGCGGCUCGGGGAGAGUCUGCGCGUGUCCUGCCAGGCGUCCGGCUACCCGCAGCCACAGGUCACCUGGAGGAAGGCCACCCAGGCUCGCACUCAGCUCACCCCCCAGGGGCUGGUGCAGGAAGCGCCAGGGACAGGAGUGUUUGUUGGGGUGGGCGGUGCCGUCACGGCUCGGCCAGGGGAGAAAGCGGGCGGGGCCUCGGAUCACGCGUCUGAGGAGAUGGGAGAGCACUUUGAUCAAGACACUGGGAGCGGAAUGCUGUUUCUUAGCAACGUGACGGUGGCCCAUGCUGGCCGUUAUGAAUGUGAGGCCUGGAAUCCUGGGGGUGUAGCGCGAGUGACCUUUCACCUCUCCGUCAACAUGUCCUCUGCAUCUGCAGGUACCUCCUCUAGCUCAGGACCCCGCUCUCGCUCUCGCUCUUCCUACCCAGCAGUGGGUGUAAGUCAGGAGCCGCUGUACGACUUGGAGAGCAUGGACUUUAACGCUCUGGGCGUGGCCACACAAACUGCUAUAGCCGUGGGCAUUUCCCUGCUGGCGCUCACAGCCUUACUGCUGGUCGCCAUGAUCUACAGCCGCCACCGGCAGCGGCAAAAGCGCCACCCCGAGGAAAGUGUUCUCUAUGUCAAUGACUAUUCAGAUGGGCCCACCACCUUCGCUCAGCUGGAGGAGUACCGGGACGAGCGUGGUCACGAGAUGUAUGUCCUCAACCGCAGUCGCCCUGUUCUCCCCCCUGUCCCGCAGGGGAUGCUGUCAGCAGCAGAUCCCUUACAGAACCAUGCAACUGCCUCUCUGGGUGUGCCUGGUGCCCGACGGACUGCUGAGGGCGGCGAGGCGGUGCUGGCGGACCCCGAGGGGCUCUUUCUCAACCAAAGCCUCCUGUUUGACACACAGAUUGCCUACGAGAUCCACUGCUGAGGAGCUCUGGGAUGGUCAAGGUGGAGAGGCGAGUGUUUCCUGCACCGUUUUCCAGGGGGCUCCUUUCCAGGUUUGCUUGAACCCUACAGGUGCAAGAGACUUACAGGUCACAUGAGGCUGUGCUUGCACCUAUACUUGUACCUGUACUUGUACUAGAGGCGCUGUGCCUGGAUCUUUCUCCUGGAGAAUGCCGCCGCUGUCAGGGAGUGGGCAUGUUUCCCUGAUUUCUCAUAUUCUUCAUGUGACACGCCAGUUGGACCAUUUUCUUAAUUAGUUAACUAAUUGUUUAAUUUUAUGGACAAACAAACAUCUGCAAGGACACAUCAUGCUUUGUUUCUUUCAG
Molecule: messenger RNA, 2256 nt
Organism: Scleropages formosus (Asian bonytongue)
Lineage: Eukaryota; Metazoa; Chordata; Actinopteri; Osteoglossiformes; Osteoglossidae
Gene: lrrc24
Product: leucine rich repeat containing 24
Exons: 5
Coding region: 195-1913 (572 amino acids)
Molecular function (GO): protein binding
Source: RefSeq, a predicted model, not a curated record